This is a messenger RNA of Closterium sp. NIES-65, 220 nucleotides long. The record is from the annotation of a GenBank genome assembly. Lineage: Eukaryota; Viridiplantae; Streptophyta; Zygnematophyceae; Desmidiales; Closteriaceae.
CCCGGUCGUUGUUCCAUCGGACCCGCUUCCUCCUGGGGGUGCACGGAGCAGCGCUCACCAACACCAUAUUCAUGCCCGAGGGGGCCGCGCUGCUCGAGAUGCGCCCGAGGGACUGUCACAUCACCGUCUUCCACCCACUUGCUGCCGCCUGUUCUAUCGCAUACCACCUGCUGCUUGCUCAGGGGAAUUGCUCUUCUCCUGCGGUGGUGGAUUUGCCUAG